This is a messenger RNA of Temnothorax curvispinosus, 2947 nucleotides long. RefSeq lists its product as uncharacterized. The transcript has 5 exons. The record is from RefSeq and is a predicted model, not a curated record. Gene Ontology annotation, molecular function: zinc ion binding. Lineage: Eukaryota; Metazoa; Arthropoda; Insecta; Hymenoptera; Formicidae. The coding region runs from base 197 to 2656 and encodes 819 amino acids.
UAUGUAUACCUUUUGAAAGAAUGGGGCUGUCUGUGUCUCGGAAAAUCACAAAGUAUUGGUAUGGAUAGUCAUGUCGGAUAGUUGCUUCGAUGAUUCAUGCACAUUCGUGUUGUAUGUCAAGCGAAUGCACGAGAUAAAUUUACGUUAAAUAUAAGAGUCGUCUUCCAAUAACAGAGUCUUAUUCUCAUGUUGGAAAAUGGAAGAAGACAUGACAAAUCGCCCAAAGUGGCUGUUGGAACUGGAAAGUCGUAAGCGGAAGCCACGUUUAGCGCACGAAGCUGGAGCUGGUGCACCAUGCACAAACUGUAAUUCCGCGUGUCCUGGUCUCGAUCUUCAUUUCUGGCGAAAAAUUUGCAAGAAUUGCAAAUGCGGUCGAGAUGAUCACGAUGUCGAUGAUGAUGAAUUCCCGCAAUUUGAUCUGCUACUUGGACCAAGCCUUGGAAAGUUUAAAAAGAAGUCCAUGCGUUUGCAAGUAAAUAAUAAGAAACAAAACGAUGGUGAAACUACAUUCGAGUGGGUGCCGCCAGAUACAACUAAAGAACUUGCUGUGGAUUAUAUGAAAGCUUUGCCUGCGGAGAAAUUGCCGAUUAAAGGAUCCGUCGGUGCUGUUUUGAGAAGGCAAUUGUUACAGAAACAACUUCCCCUUCAUGAUAUCGAUUUUAAAGUCUGUGAUGAACUUAGCGAACAGGAGCAGAAACAAUUUGAAAAAUAUUUAGAGAAUAUAAAGAGAUAUGUAGGACAAGGCAAAGUGAUGAAGAUGUUCGGUGCUCGUCCAUUUGAUCGUUCUCUCAUGACACCUGUCAAUGCAACCGAUAUGCAAAAGUGCAGUCCACAGCAUAAAUCUCAUUCUCAUGUAUCUUCCACUGGUGUUCAAUUACGUACACCGAGUAGCUUUGCUGUAAAAGGUCCGUAUGCGAGGCAUCCGUAUGAAGCUCAAAAUAAACGAGACGAUGAGGUAUCUAGUACAAAGGAGUAUAACUAUACUCUAGACAAUGUGUCUGCCAACAGCAGUAUCGCGAGAUCGCAACCAAUCGAAGGAAAAUUGACUUGUGAGAAUUUCCAACGUGUACACGCGCACGAUACUGUAUCGGUAAAAGGUAUAGAUGGCAAGAUAGUUAAUUCUUCAAUUCUUACACAUCUCGCUGAGCAAGAAAUCGUAUCCGCUCGCGAGAGGCAUGCUUUCGGAAAUUACACUCCUCCUCACGGAGGAGACGCUUUCGAAGGAGGACACGGAGAAACGCGAUGCCUGAACGAUACCGCGUCGUACAUCGCGCAUCCAGAAGAUGCGCUGCUGGCGGACGCGCUUCUUCCGCCCAGUGCGAUACAUGCCAACGAUAUUAUCGGAAGCACACUGGACGAAAAAGGAUUGACGUUUAUAAGGGAGAAGCUCGCCGAUAAAUAUAACGUCGCGGAGAAUCCAGUCGCGAUGCGCGCUGUUUCCAAAUCGCUUCGACCGUUAGACACGAGUAAUACAUCGUAUCCGCGUAGCGGAGGAGUCAAGGAAAAUGAUACUCCCGCAGGUGUCGGCAUCAGGUACGCAGAGAGAACGGAGAAUAUUAUCGCUGCUGCGAAGAACCCUUUCGAAACGGCAGAGAUAAUCACUCCUUUAGAAGCAGAGAGAAAGAUGUAUAAACCUCUGUCUGAAGUAAUCGAAUCGACCAUUCUACCUGCCAGUAGUACCGAUGUAAACGAACGAAAGCGAUGCGGCGCGGGCGGUUUGUUAUCGAAUAGCAAAGUGGCGAAUAACGAUUCACUGGUGACGGAUACAACUAAAGCCUCAAUUACGGAAAGCAUUGUGGAUCCAUUAUCGAGCAAACGCAUUUCCACAGAUCCUACUUUUCCCACGUCGAACCUAUCAACGCAAGCUCCUGAUUCGCAAAAGCCUAUCGAUGCAAAAUCCAAUCCGUUGCAAGUCGAGUUGAGUAGUGGGAUCCUGCAACCGUCCCUCAUACAUUCUGAACAGUUGCAAAAUCAAGUGUUUCCUCACAUCGUUGGAAACUUGAACGAACAAUGCGUACAGUAUACGCAACUUGCGGACCGUCUAAAAGAUACAAUUGAGAGCUUAAAGCUGGACUCGACAAGAGUGCACGAGUGCGAAAAAUGCCACGAGGACAUACGCGUCGGCGACGUAGUCGUAAUCGCGGAGAAGGCCAAUAACGCAUCCUGGCACCCUGGCUGUUUCGUUUGUUCGGUAUGCAACGAAUUGCUGGUGGACCUCGUAUAUUUUUAUUACAAGAAUAAAUUGUAUUGCGGAAGAGACUUGGCUGCAUUUCUAGGAAUUCCUCGAUGUUUCGCUUGCGACGAGUUGAUCUUUGUACGGGAGUACACGGUUGCGGAAGGGCAUAAUUAUCACGUGAAGCAUUUUUGUUGCUGGGACUGUGACGUACCAUUGGCUGGGCAACAAUACAUUACCGAAAACGAUCGACCAUUGUGUCUGCCUUGUUAUAAAAAAUCAUAUGCAAAAACAUGCGCCGCUUGCAAUGUAGUGAUUGCCGCCGAUCAACAAGGAGUAGCUAUAAAAAAUUUAAACUUUCACGCGACUGAAGUUUGCUUUUGCUGUUACAGCUGUAAGAGAAACUUACUGAACGGCAGAAUGGCGAUAAAGAAAGAUAAAUUGUUUUGCAGUAAAGAGUGCAUCGCAAAGUUUUUCAAUUAGUAAAUCAAUAAUAUAUAAUAGACAAAAAAAGUCCGACUGCUAUUUUCUGACGUGUCGUUUUUUUGUUGAGAGAGAGAAAUAUAAUUACGUAAUUCCAUUAUGAGAAUAUAAGAAACAUGAAGUAUUAAAACGUAAAAUGUGUCAUUAAUUACUACUAAUAGUUAAGAAAAAGUCACGAACCUGAGAAAAUGUAUUAUGUACGAGAUUUUGUGACGUAAAUCAAUUAUAAUCCGAUUAUAACUUUGUUGUAAACCGAAGAUGAAUAAUAAUUUUUGUUUAACUGUAUUUUAA